UCUGUUGUUCUCACAUCGCACGAGUGUCUACGGAGUCACGACUGAGAAUUUAACUUGAAGCGGAAGUUUUUCGUACGUUUUUAUUUUAGCCGUUUUGCGCUGUCUACAUUGUAAAACCUCAAUCGGAUACAAUGAAGUACAUCAUUGGAAUAGGGGGUGUGACUAAUGGUGGUAAAACCACCCUGACGAACAGCUUAAUAAAAGCCUUACCAAACUGCUGUGUGGUUCACCAGGAUGACUUUUUCAAGCCGCCGGAUCUGAUAGCAGUCGGAGAGGAUGGCUUUAAACAGUGGGAUGUGAUCACAGCUUUGGAUAUGGAGGCCAUGGUGAACACUGUCAAGGGCUGGAUGGAAAACCCAAUCAAAUUCGCCCGUUCUCACGGCAUCCAGGUGACCCCAGCCACAGAGAUGGACGACCCUGAGAGCCAAGUGCACAUACUCAUUGUAGAAGGAUUUCUGCUCUACAACUACAAGCCUUUGCUGGAAUUCUUUGACAAAUCAUAUUACAUAACCAUCCCAUAUGAGGAGUGCAAGUCAAGGAGAAGAACCAGGCAAUACACCGUCCCCGACCCUCCUGGGCUCUUUGACGGUCACGUGUGGCCCAUGUACCUGAGACACAGAAGUGACAUGGAGAACUGUGGUUUGCCGAUCGAAUACUUGGACGGCUUGAAAACGAAAGAUGAAAUCUACAAUCAGGUUCACGAAGACAUCCACAACACACUCCUGAAUCGUUCAUAGCAAUGGGAGGUUGCAACUGAUCAUCUGUACAAUAUAUUGUAAAUAUCAAUCUUACUUGAAGUGGCCUUUUGUUUUU
This is a messenger RNA of Carassius auratus (goldfish), 813 nucleotides long. Its product is annotated as nicotinamide riboside kinase 2-like. Bases 132 to 737 code for a protein of 201 amino acids. NCBI's taxonomy places the organism in Eukaryota, Metazoa, Chordata, Actinopteri, Cypriniformes, Cyprinidae. The transcript is spliced from 8 exons. The record is from RefSeq and is a predicted model, not a curated record.